AUGGGUGACCUCUGGUUACUCCUGCUCCUGCCCCUGUCCCUGGCAGCCUUACACGGAGUCAAAGGCUGUCUGGAAUGUGACCCCAAAUUCAAAGAGGAUGUUGAGUCCUUGCUGGCAAAGCUCAUACCCUCAGAUGUCCCUGGUCGAACUCAUUUGCUUGAACGGCAGAUUAAGGAGAUUCUCCGUAUAAGCUCCAAGGUCUCCCACGGGAACAAGAUGCUUCGGGUGUUGGCUGUCCAAAAUGUUGUCAACUUAAGAACAUGGCUGAAGAAUGAAUUCUAUAAACUGGGCAAUGAACCAUGGAAAGGUGCCAUUAUCCUUCAAGGCAAGCUUCUUAAUGUCCGUCAUGAUCUGGAAUCCAAACUGAAAGAAACAUUAAAGGCCUUCUCUGAACUUGCUUGUUCCGAAGAUUGCAUUGUGACUGAAGGUCCCAUCCUUGAUUGUUGGAGCUGUCUUCGCAUCACUACCCAGUGCUUCAAAGGGGAAUAUUGCGCAGAAGAGGAUCCAAAGAUGGUUGAAAAAAAAGAGAUUUCACUAUUUCUUAUAUUGCUGGCAGAAGGCGCAGUGUUGGGAAGCAUUUUGUUACUAUUCCAUAUUUGUGUCUCUCAUCGGAGGAAGAUGAAAGCAAUACGAAGGUCACUGAAGAAAUACUUGGAAAAGAAACUUGAAGAAUUGAUGGACAAGACAGAGGACAAGGAGGGGAAAUAA
Molecule: messenger RNA, 708 nt
Organism: Choloepus didactylus (southern two-toed sloth)
Lineage: Eukaryota; Metazoa; Chordata; Mammalia; Pilosa; Megalonychidae
Gene: IZUMO3
Product: IZUMO family member 3
Exons: 7
Coding region: 1-708 (235 amino acids)
Source: RefSeq, a predicted model, not a curated record